Prorocentrum cordatum is the source of this 2391-nucleotide messenger RNA. The record is from the annotation of a GenBank genome assembly. Lineage: Eukaryota; Dinophyceae; Prorocentrales; Prorocentraceae.
AUGGCGAGCGGCUCCGCGGCGAGCGUGUCUAUGCUUGGUUCCAUGCAGGAGCCUGAGCUGCCAGACGUGAUGGAGGCUCUCGAGUGCGCUGAAGAGCAAGCGCAGGUCGUGCCCAGGCGCCUCGGGAACAGGGUGCAGUUCGACAAGGCCUCAGCCGUCCUGAGCUGUGUGGAUGUAGCUGGUGCGCAUGGCUAUGUCAAGCAGGAGCUCCGCGACGACUUUGGCGAGAUUGCGAAGGCCGAGCCCUCCGUGGAGGAGCUGCAGCAGCUGGGACUUCCAGCCUCGGAGCCGAAGGGCGAUGACCUCACCGAGCAGGCGGUGGCGGCGAGGCUGGAGCUUGCUUCGUACAGCCAUGGCUUCUACAGCAAGAUCGUGAGCAUGAUGGCGCAUACGUCAGUCGUGCCGCUCGCCGUGCCCCAGACGCCUGAGGAGGACAUGGCCAUGCCAGUGAGCGCCGAGGGCACGGGUGAUGAGGCCGACGGCGACGGCGACCAGGACCGCGACCCUGGAGCCGAACAGCCAGGAGAAGAAGAGCCAAAGCAAGAGCCAGCAGACGACGGCGACAACGUAUUGGCGUUCCAGACGACUAAAGGUAUCAACGACCUCUCCGUCGCGGCCCCCCUCCCGCCAGGGGGUUGCUACGGGGCGUUUUGCAGGAUCAGGGGGACCAUCAACGAGUAUGUGGAGAAGUUGGCCGAUGAGACUUGGCACGAUCAGUUCGUGCUUGGCACCAUGCACGCCUUGCACAGGCGUCUCGCCAGACACAGUCCGAAUGUUGUGGGCAAAACUAAUUUCGACGUUCAAUUGGCUUUUCACCAGUUGGACAGUAGGUGUGAGAAAGGCGUGAUUGCCCUCUACAAGGAGGUCAAGAAUUGGCUGGAAAGUCAGGAGGAUGUCUUGUUGUACGAGACGCUGGAGCCAUUUGCGAGAUUACUCCCUUACCUGAUGAAGCAACAGGCCUGCAUUUCAGAGGAGAUCCGCAUCGCCUUGAUGUACGCCGUCUUCCAUCGGCUUGCGAAAGACUUGCAGUCUAUCCCUCGCGCCAUCGAGACCUUCGACGAAACCAUCUUCGAACCUCAUUUGAAGAACAGGGGCGCUGUUCCCCGCGUGGUGGAGGAGGCCACUGUCUCGGUCAAAACGGAGAAGAAGGGCCCUGUCGAAGCAGAGAGCGAUCGCGCUACGCCACCGUUCAAAAGGUCCAAGACCAGGGGGACUAAGCGAGCAACAUACGACAUCUAUGUGCGAGCACAUGUCAGCCAGACACCAGUCUUCUACUUUUCGUACAUGCCCUCGGAGGCCGUGGAGCAGUGGGUGCCCUCCGUGCCCGAGAAGGCCGUCGCCAACGCCGUGCAAGCUUACGACUUCAUGGUGGAGUACGAGUUGAUCGGCAAGCAGUGGGCCUUGAAGGAGAAGCUGAUCGCGACUGAUAUGGAGGACGAUACGUUCUCAGAGGCGCAUCCUUUGGGCAAGGCUUUCAUGGGGGCCAGCCGCGUGCACGUUCAGCGGUCCAUCGAGGACGAUACAGCGACAGGCCAAUUCGAUCGCGCAUCGAAGGCCUUCCAGGAGGAUUUCGCGGAGUCCUUCGAAGAUCUUGACGCAUGGGUUGCCAAGGUGCGAACAGAAUCACACCAGGUUGGCUACGCCAAUCUCAAUGCACUUCUCAACCGCAUGGGCCUCUUCUUCACCAGUGCGCACGGCUCGACCAAGGCGUGGUCCACGGCGGCGUGCCAUGCGAACCUGAAGUUCACUGCCGAGAACCUCAACAACUGCAUUGUAUUGCUGGAGGUCGGGAAGUACAUGCUCGUUGACAUCUUCUCGGGGCCCAUCAUCGACAUGCCCCCUGGUUUCGGUGACGCACACGUUUCUUUUUCCAUGGCCACUGUCGGUGAUGACGCGGCGACGGCCCAGGCAUUGGAUACCAACAAGCUGAAGGCCGACAUCGAGGAGUUCACAAGCACAGCGAAGCUGUUCGAGGAUAGCGUUGACGUCUUCAGGGCGCCCCUCAGCGACUUGCAUGCCAGGUGGAUGUGCUGCGCGAACAUGCUCCACAAGCGCGUGGGCGGCACGGUGUUUGAGCACAUUUGCGAGGACUUCUUCAACCCUGGUAGUUUCGAGAACGGGCUCAUUCGUAUGACUAGCGUUCUGAAGAACAUGGCGGGGUUCCCAAAGUUUUGCGCGAAGCUGGUGGAGAUGAGAAAGAUAGCUGCCCCGACACGGGAGACGCACGAGAAGUUCACGAAUGACAUCGUCCAGUUAGCAGGCAUGGUGAAUUUCAUGAAAGAGGAGGGUUUCGUGUUCGACGCCCCGAGCGCCGUGACUCGCAAGGAGAUCAUCGAGGGCACCAGUCGUACCUUCAAGGCGCUCGUCGAGGGUCCAGGCCCCGCGGGUUGA